AUGCCAUUCCUCCGUCUCCCCCGCGCCUUCAGCCCCCGCGUCCUCCGCAUAACCCCAUCUUUCCGCCCCACCCCCGCCUUCUCCACCAGCGCCCGCCUCCGCCUCAAAGAGGACAAAGAGCGUAGCCCCGAGGAAGUGGAAGCGGCGAAGCAGAAGCAGCUGAAGAAGCAGGAAGAGGGCAAGGGCGAAUGGCACGAAGAGCUGGCUAGCUCGAGCGAGAGCGGCAUCGCGGCUGAUAGGCAGGAGGUCCAGGAUCAUGAUGAGCAUAUGGAGGAUUUGCAGAAGGAGACGGCGAAGAAGGGGGAGAAGGGAGAUUUGUGA
Molecule: messenger RNA, 321 nt
Organism: Coniosporium apollinis CBS 100218
Lineage: Eukaryota; Fungi; Ascomycota; Dothideomycetes
Exons: 1
Coding region: 1-321 (106 amino acids)
Source: RefSeq, a predicted model, not a curated record